Sinocyclocheilus rhinocerous is the source of this 1623-nucleotide messenger RNA. Its product is annotated as RING finger protein 150-like. NCBI's taxonomy places the organism in Eukaryota, Metazoa, Chordata, Actinopteri, Cypriniformes, Cyprinidae. The transcript has 7 exons. The coding region runs from base 317 to 1528 and encodes 403 amino acids. Gene Ontology annotation, molecular function: ubiquitin protein ligase activity. Gene Ontology annotation, cellular component: nucleus. Gene Ontology annotation, biological process: protein ubiquitination; positive regulation of DNA-templated transcription; ubiquitin-dependent protein catabolic process. The record is from RefSeq and is a predicted model, not a curated record.
CCGCUAGCGGUCGCUGUUUCGCUCGCGCUCGGUCCGUUAUUAUUGUCACAGCAGCCGAAGGCCGAAAACAUCCGACACCAUGCCUCCGUCGCGUCGCUUCUGCGCGCGUUUCCCCCGAACCAACGCGCCUCUCGCACAGGCAACAGGCUCGAGAGGCUAUUAACCACAAAACUCGGUCUUUUACGUCGAGUGUUUUAUACGGUUUGACCAUGAGUGUCGGUUACUGCGCCGCGUAACGCGCUCUAGACGGAGAUUAUGGAGUAAACGGGCGUCGCGCGGCCGCUAGAUUCUUCAUAACAGUAACAAUAACACUAUUAUGGCACUCUCGGUGAUCCAGGCGUGUCGUAGUCUGGCCCUGUCCACCUGGCUGCUGUCCUUCUGCUUCGUCCAUCUGCUGUGUUUGGACUUCACGGUGGCGGAGAAGGAGGAAUGGUACACGGCGUUCGUUAACAUCACGUACGUGGAUCCGGUCACGGCCGAGGUCCGCACCGAGAAGACGGAGUGCGGGCGUUACGGAGAGCACUCGCUCAAACGCGAGGCCAGAGGCGUGCUGGCGAUGCCCGCCGCGCCGCAGGACAGACACGCGUGCGAUCCCAACAGCAGGUUCACGCCGCGCGGAUACGGCGCGUGGAUCGCGCUCAUCAGCCGCGGGAACUGCACGUACAGAGACAAGAUCCGAAACGCCGUGGGGAAAAACGCGUCAGCUGUGGUCAUAUUCAACGUGGGUUCCUCCAACCCCAACGAGACCAUCACCAUGUCUGACCCAGAGUUUGCCUUCGUCCAGCUGUGUUUGUGUGUUCUCUCACAUCUGGAUGUCAUGAGUGAUGCUUUAGACGUGAUGUUGGCAUUCAGGUUCAACUGGAACGGUCACUUCAGCGUGCUGCUGGUCAUUCUGCGUCUUAAAUGUUUUGCGUCUGAAGUCGAAGGAGAAAAGCGUUUAUUAAUCACGUUCUGUUCUCUGAUUGGUCAGAGGAGGCUGGGCGACGCUGCCAAAAAAGCCAUCAGCCAGUUACAAGUGCGGACCAUCAGGAAAGGCGAUCAGGAGACGGAGAGUGAUUUUGAUAACUGUGCCGUGUGUAUCGAGGGUUAUAAAGCAAAUGAUGUAGUGAGAAUCUUACCUUGCAGGCAUCUGUUUCAUAAGGGCUGUGUCGACCCGUGGUUGGUGGACCAUCGUACGUGUCCCAUGUGUAAAAUGAACAUCCUCAAAGCUCUCGGCCUCACGUCGAGUGCUGAGUGUCUGAAUGAACUUCCCCUGGACUACGAGCUCGCCGUGGGGGGCGUGGCUCUCAACGCCAUGGUGAUGAGCGAUGAUGUCAUGGCCGGCGAUGUCGUGGGGGGGCGUGACCCCGGAGUGAGGAUGGUGGGUCUCCCUCAGGUCCUCCUGGACUCUGAGCCACUGUCCCAGGACACCUUGCCAACCGAACAGAGUGAGUUACAACCAAUAGCCAGUGGCAGUUCAGAGAUGUCGCUCGCUACGGGGGCGGGGCAUUCGGACAUUGACACGCCCACCGACGACCCAAAGUGCUGAUCUGGCCCCGCCCACUCAUGCUCAAAUGUUUGGGUGACCGCAGCGACGGGCUCAGACGGGUUGAAUGGGCUUUGAAUGGCCAGUGAUUGAGCAUG